Molecule: messenger RNA, 276 nt
Organism: Linum trigynum
Lineage: Eukaryota; Viridiplantae; Streptophyta; Magnoliopsida; Malpighiales; Linaceae
Source: the annotation of a GenBank genome assembly
AUGUUUCCGUCGAAGCCAGUCGUCGAGUUCCUCCAGGCUCUGUUUCCGACAAAUCCAGGCUCUAUUUCCGGCAAGUUCCUCCCCUCGCCGCUCCGCUGUCCGUUGAACUCCGUGAGACCGUCUCCGGUCUCCGUCCAUUGUAGAGGUAAUCUUCUCCGGUCCGGCUGUGAUCCCUUAUUUUCGUCGCCAUCGCUAGAGCCUAGAGGUAAUCAACCAUCCCUAGCCGUCUCCGUCUCCGUCCCUUCUCCGCUGUGCUAUGAUCCCUUACUUUCGUGA